This is a messenger RNA of Catharus ustulatus (Swainson's thrush), 932 nucleotides long. RefSeq names its product olfactory receptor 14J1-like. Gene Ontology annotation, cellular component: membrane. Bases 120 to 932 code for a protein of 270 amino acids. The transcript has a single exon. NCBI's taxonomy places the organism in Eukaryota, Metazoa, Chordata, Aves, Passeriformes, Turdidae. Gene Ontology annotation, biological process: G protein-coupled receptor signaling pathway. The record is from RefSeq and is a predicted model, not a curated record. Gene Ontology annotation, molecular function: G protein-coupled receptor activity; olfactory receptor activity.
ACACGUGGCAGCUGCAGCUCCUGCACUUCUGCCUCUUCCUGGCCAUCUCCCUGGCUGCCCUCCUGGGCAACGGCCUCAUCAUCAGCGCCGUAGCCUGCUGCCACCACCUGCACACCCCCAUGUUCUUCUUCUUGUUCAACCUGGCCCUCACUGACCUGGGCUGCAUCUGCACCACUGUCCCCAAAGCCAUGCACAAUUCCCUUUGGGACAACAGGAACAUCUCCUAUGCUGGAUGUGCUGCUCAGGUCUUUUUCUUUCUGUUCUUCAUCUUAGCAGAUUAUUUUAUCCUGACCAUCAUGUGUUACGACCGCUACGUGUCCAUCUGCAAACCCCUGCACUACGGGACCCUCCUGGGCAGCAGAGCUUGUGCCCACAUGGCAGCAACUGCCUGGGCCAGUGCCUUUCUCAAUGCUCUGCUGCACACGGCCAAUACAUUUUCCCUGCCCCUUUGCCAAGGCAAUGACCUUGGCCAGUUCUUCUGUCAAGUUCCACAGAUCUUCAAGCUCUCCUGCUCCAAUUCCUACACUAGGGAACUUGGGUUUCUUAUAGGUAGUGUAUUUCUUUUGUUUGGUUUUUUUGUGUUCACUGUUUUCUCCUAUGUGCAGAUCUUCAGGGCUGUGCUGAGGAUCCCCUCUGAGCAGGGACAGCACAAAGCCUUUUCCACCUGCCUCCCUCACCUGGCUGUGGUCUCUCUGGUUAUCAGCACCUCAUUUUUUACCUACCUUAAGCCACUUUCAGUGUCUUUCCCAUCCCUGGAUCUGUCCCUGUCAGUUCUCUACUCAGUAAUACCACCAGCACUCAACCCCCUCAUCUACAGCUUGAGGAGCCAGGAGCUCAAGGAUGCCUUGAGGAAAAAGGUGACUGAACAAUGGUCUCCAGAAGGCAGUGACUGCCCACUUCUUACUGUGAAUGGCUUCCAGUUCAUAUCGUGA